Molecule: messenger RNA, 735 nt
Organism: Formica exsecta
Lineage: Eukaryota; Metazoa; Arthropoda; Insecta; Hymenoptera; Formicidae
Gene: ND-B15
Exons: 3
Coding region: 91-435 (114 amino acids)
Cellular component (GO): mitochondrion
Source: RefSeq, a predicted model, not a curated record
GAUAAUAGUCACGCACGUUUUUGUUCACGUGAUAAAACAGAGAAGCAAGCAAGCAAAGGAGCGAGCAAAAGUACGUCGAGAGGAGAAAUCAUGUCCUCGAAGAAGGAAUAUUAUAAUGUCACGCCUGAACAACGUGAGAUUUCGUUAUGGAGAGACGCUAAACGCAGAGAAUUGCGCGAAUUGUACCUGAAGCAUUCGGGACACCCGACCAAGAGCCUCCUGUUCGAUACAGGAAUACACAGAUUUGCCGCGACGAAAUCGUCGAUAGAACAGUUUUUUGUACCUACAGUAGCAAAUUUUAUUACAAGAAUGGGAUUUGUUGUGAGUUCUAUUGUCCUCACUGCGAUUUUGAUCAAAAAAAGAAAGGAUGCACGAGAACAUUUAUAUCGUACUGGGCAAGUCAGUUAUGCGGACAGAGAUUAUAAAUUUCUCUAAAAUAUUAGAUACAUAAUUAUUUAGCAAAAUAUAAGCGUAGUUGUAAUGUAUCAUUGUAUAACGGAAUAAAUUAUCAAAACAUAAUACUAAUUUUAAAUGUAACACUAGAGAGAACCAAGAUUUUUCAAAAAAAAUAUGAAGGUUUUUGUAAAAUUUAAUUAAUCCACAAAAAAGGCUAGUUUCAAAAAUAAAAAAAUGCAUGUAUCUAAAAUAUGUAACUCGAUAAUUAAGGACCUUAUCGAUUUAUACCUUAAUAAUUAGGAUAAGCUUUAUACAGAUACAUUAUAUAUAUUCUCUUGA